Corvus hawaiiensis (hawaiian crow) is the source of this 6810-nucleotide messenger RNA. It is a transcript of the gene TRDMT1, whose product is annotated as tRNA aspartic acid methyltransferase 1. Gene Ontology annotation, molecular function: methyltransferase activity. The transcript is spliced from 11 exons. Bases 5174 to 6163 code for a protein of 329 amino acids. The record is from RefSeq and is a predicted model, not a curated record. NCBI's taxonomy places the organism in Eukaryota, Metazoa, Chordata, Aves, Passeriformes, Corvidae.
ACAUGAAACCAUGCUAUUUGAAAAGGUCUCUGAUCCUAUCCUCCAUUUAGCAACUGGCAGAUUGUUCAGCAUCUUCCUUUUAAAUCAUGUAUAGAAAUAUUAGAAGGGUUGUGGUGGUUUUUUCCAUAUAAAUAUGAAGUUUGAAAGAAAGGCCUCCAUUGUGCCAGUGCUUUCAUAAGCCAGAUGCACGAUAGAUGUAGAUUAUAUAUAAUAAUGUAUUAUCUUGGUAUGGUUUCUUGUGAAUCUUUAAGCCAAGAAAAAUAAUAGGAAUAUGUUGAAAACAGAGGGAGCAUGGAGUAUUUCAGUGACAGCAUCCCAGGAAAGCCUUGUUUUACAAAAGGGAUUUUGCAGCUCUGGCAGGCUAGUUCCUCGCUAUGUUAUGGGGUCAGUUAUGGUUAGUUCAGCUCGUCCAACUUUCUACUUUUCUGUGAAAUUACCAGUGUGUCAAUUGGCAAAUAGGUAUUUUUCGGGAAAUCUGAUGCUGACUUUUCUACCUUGAUGCCUUUUUUCACUGUGUUCUCUCAAAAAUUUGGUUUUAGGACAGCUUGCAGGAUGAGGAUGUUUGUUGUUUUGGCAGCUGUCAUUAAUGUAGAAUGCAUUUGGCACCAAAUAGUAUGCAAUUGGUUUUGAGAUUGUCCUUGCUUACAGUAAGAAAUAAUUGAAUUUUCACAUAUUGAUGGAUGUUUAUAGUCUCUUUUAAGUGUUUCUCUGUGAAGAGUACAUAGAAGUUAUGAGUACAUAGCUUCAUAGUUGAAUCAUGUUCUUUUUGACGGUGAAGGGAAGGUUGUUCCUGAAUUUAGGUUUCAGUCUAAAGCUGAAAAAUAAAAGUCUUGGGGAUUUUCUAGCUCUCUGUUGGUCCUUUAGCUAUAGAUAAUUCAGCAUAUGCAGAAUUUCUGGUUUUAGAUUUUGAAUACUUUAUAAUAAUAUUUUAACACCAAAACUUGCAAAAAUGUACAAUUUAGAAAGUUUAGCUUAGUUAAAGUCAGAAAUCAGUGAGUCUGUUCAUAUUCACACUCUUGAGAGAUUGAGGAAGCUAAGGGAUGGAAGUGCAUUUCUUUUUUCUUCCCACCCUGUGCCCCAAACCUUUUGGGAUUUAUAAAGAUGGAUGUUUAAGUCAUAUGUGUCUAAAUCUAUGAUACUUUUUUUAUGUGUGUGUGAGUGAAUUCAUUCUUUAUAAAGUGCAGAGUUUCUGCAGUGAAAAAUAGUGUUUUAUUUUUAGAAAAUCUAUGGCUACAAAUUCAUUUCCUUAGCAACUUUCCAUCAAACAAACAGCCUGCUCUUCCUCCUUCCCAACCAAAACAAACCUAAACUGGCUUAUUAAUUUAGGCAGUUUUCCCAUGAAAGAUGGGUUCCACAUCUCUGCCACAAGCAUUUGUAAUUCUGCCAGGUCCCUGAAAAAAGUAUUCUUGCAUAAAGAAUUAAAGGGCAUUCUUUAAAAAAUACCAUAAUUUUGCAGUGAUAAAGUUGGUGAUAUUUUUCCUCUGCAGUUGUUAUAUUUCAAUUUAACAGAGUAAAAAUUUCUGUCUCUUGUGCUCUGUCAUACAUGUUUAUUCAUUUUAUUUGAUUGUCUCUGUGAAUUGCACAGCAUAAUAAAUUGGUGUGUGUAUUUACACUGGGCAUAGCUAUCCCACCAGGAGAGGCAAAGGAGACAAAACUGACACGGAGCUUUAGGUUUCAGCACAAUGCAAAACAAAAAUAUUGCUGGUUUGAGCAAGUUUUUACACCUAAACUCAAUUUAAUGCUUCUCCGAAAUAUAGCCCUUUGUAGCACAGGAUGGUGCCAGCUGUGCUAUAGUGUAAGUUUAUAAAGUUUAUAUGGCUUAGCAUGAUCAAAUCCUGCACAAACAGAGCAGUGAAAGAAGUUGCUAAGUAUCCUGCAGGAAGGAAGUAUCAAAUUUACUGAUAGUCGUGAUGACUGUAGCCAUGGACAGUUCAGCCAAAUCAUUUCAGCCAAGAGCUGACAAAUGAGAAGUUAAAUCUUUGUUCUCUGUUUUAAAAGGAAACAGGAUUGACAAAACUUGUGAGUAAUCUUCCCUUUUCCAUCCGUUUCUAUAUACCUGUUAGAAUAGAUAAUUUUUCUGGCUCCUGUUUUCCAAUAUGCUGAAAUCCACCAAACUGCCCUUGCUAUAGCACAGUGUAUUUCAUGUGUUCUGUUGACAUUGAUGACUCUAUUGCAAAAGUACAGUAGUGAAUAUAAACAGAUCUAUGUUAAUUUUAAGGUCUGCAGAAACACAUGACAAAGGAAUCAAUUCUGAAGAGGAAAAAGACAGCUAUUGUAACAUCAGAAAUUUUAUUUUUGGCAUUUGACGGGACACUCUUUGGGUUUACUUUUUCAAAUCAGAAGCUAAUGCACGCAUCCUGUCUUCCUUUGUUUCGAAUGCAUCACCUUCCAAUCAUUACAGCAGUGUCCUUUCCCUCAUGAAGGACAACUCCAUAUCUGAAAGGGCUUGUAAGCGUUGUGUAUUCAAUAAAGCAGAGAACUGGGACCCAAAGUGUGAUUGCUGCCUCUUUAGGCAGUUAAAGAAUUUCUGGGUCUGAGCUGUCUGGGUCCAAGAGGUUUUAAGCUUUAAGUGCUAAAUCAGUACAUUACUUAUAGAAUGAUUCAAAUUUGAUUUCACCUGCUUUCAGCCAAAACAGAAUAUUACAAUGUAGUCUGCCUAAAAAUAAGUCAUAACACCUCCCUGAGUAACUUCCUCAUCAUGUCUGUGGCUUCCGUUUAAACUAUGUCAUCUUGCUCAGAAAUGUAAAGUCUCAGCUCAAAAACUGGUGUUGAGGAAUCUUGCAAAUCAAGUAUUCCAGCAGCCUCUUAGUUUUCACUUAGGAAAUGUGUAUUAUGUUUUUUUUAGUCUGAAUAAAAUGAUACUGUUUUCUGCAUUGCUGUAAUUCUCUUAAAUAGCUGUGUUUCGAAAAUUGGAUGUACUUGUUUGGAGGGGGAUAAAGAAGUCUCCAGAGUUGUGUCUCUUACUGUACUGAAGUUCUGCUAUGUUUUUUGGGGAGUUGAUUUAACAUCCCUCCAGUCAGCAAUUCCUGAGUUGGUUUUGUGCCUUUCAUCAGUGGGGAUAGUUAAACACAGUCUUGAUUCUGUUUUUCUGAGAUUCUGCUUUCAGGCUUAUUUUAUGAUGCAUUCCUUAUAGUAAUUUUCAAGUAGUAAAUGUAAUUGGUAUAGCAAAGCAGAAUACCACAGUUUGAUAUAAAGUUAUUUAACUUUCAGGAGAAGUUCUUUAAAGAUGUUGCAUUUUCACAUUGUUUGAAAUUUACACAAGCUUUUCUUUGUUAGGUUGAAUGUGUGAGCUGCUUGUCUGCUCAAGCUCCUUCAUGCGUUUCCAGGGCAUUUCCACACAAAUACGCUUAAUCAGCUUUUAGAGGAAGCCUGUUCUGUAACAGGAAUUCCCAAGUGAGCUUCAAUUUUUAAAUGAAAAGGAGAAGAAGCUUUGAAAAAUUUAUCAGGUCUUUGAAAUGGGAAGAGAGGAUCUCAGGUGGAAUACUUCAGGAAAAGUUCCUGUCUUUUUUCCAUGCUGGUUUACAUCUCUGGUUUAGACUGAACUGUAUUUCAAGGAGAUUCAAUAGGUUACUAUUAGCUAUGUCCUCUCUUCCAGUACUUCCAGGCUUUUGGAAAUCCCCAUUAGCUUUUUCUUCUUACAUGGAUGCAGGGAGAUACUGGAUGGAUGACAGUAAAAAAGAUGAGUAUCUGAAUCAUGAGUUGUGAGAGAAAGCACACAGCUUGCCUUCCCAAUUGCCAAUUUUAAACUCUGUGUUAAUUUAGAUAAUAAUUUGAGGGUCUUGAUUUUUUAAAUUUUAUUUAAUUUUAAUUUUAUUUUUCUUCUGUAGUACCUGAAAAACACAGUAAGGGUUAGCUUGUCAGGAUGAUUUGUUUUAAGAACUGAGGGAAUAGGUGAGAAAAGCAGUCUCUUUAACAGUACUUGAGGUUUGUUCCUGUUACUUAGAUGCUGCAGCUUUGUUUUAGGAAGAUGCAAGUGUUGGUUCUUGAAUACGUUUGUAAAUUGAGACAUUUUCCAGCUGCUUUUCACGCUAGGUGUCAGUGUUAACAUACCUGUUCUGUAAUCUCAGGUGUAGUCUUUCUAUUGUCCUUGUGGAUACACCUGUAUUUAGUUCUCAGUUACAACUUAUGGUCAAAAGGUCAAGACAGUAAUAGCAAAUAAUGAUUUGUAUGUUGACCCUUAAUGGUCUGUAAAUAUUUAUCUUGUGAAAAUCCUUAUCUUUUUGCCCUCGAUUGCACCAAGUAAACCCGGAAGAACCAGCUUUGUCCUUGUUAAAAUGUCUGCUGCAAUCUUUUCAAUACCCAGAUUUCUCUUUCAUCUUAGUUUUGACUAAAAUGAGCUUGAAAAUCUGAAAGAUAAUAGAUGGAUGGUAACUGCAUCAUUCAAAAUUAAAUCCACUGAGGUCAUCCCAGUUGGGCUUUCAUCUCUCAAACUGUAAAUAAUUAGCUGACUAGCAGUAAUUCAUAAGCUGUCUCAUAAGGUCAUUUGUUAAUGUGUUACUUGAGCAUAUUGUGAGAUUAUUCAAAGGCAUGUGGCUAUUUGCCUUGUUUCUUUUUUUUUAAAUUGCCUGUGUUUCAUCUGAGGCUUUGUAAUGCUGACCAUAAUGUAAAUAUCCUAGUGGUUGAAACUGAUCGUGGGUAUCAGGAGGUGGGGUCACUUCUCUGCCUGCAGCUGUAACAGUAACCACAGCCAAUCUUCUUGGAUAAAAAGCCUCAGUGAAGGUAUUGUGUUUAGUAAUAACAAACAGUGUGACAUGAUGAGCAAUGGAGUAAACACUGCUCUUUUUAUCUCUUUGGCUUCUGUAGAACCUAUUAUUCUUUUACUCUAUAAAUUAACAGUUGUGUAUUUACAUUCUUUUUAGUGUAUUUUUAUUUCAGGAUUUUAGCUGUGAGUAUAUUUGUUACACUGUCCUCUCUUCAAUAAUACCUCUGUGCAAGAGAGGAGAAGCUGCCAAGUUUGGUAUUUUGGAGACCUUUAACUCAGAGGAGGCAGCAGUUGAGUUUGAGGCCUAAGGGUUUACUGAAAUAAAGCUGCACAUAUGCAGAAGUUGUUGCUGCUGUUGAUGUGAACACUCUUGCCAAUGAUGUUUAUAAGCACAACUUUCCCAACACGCCAUUAUGGGCAAAGACUAUUGAGGGCAUAACACUGCAGGAGUUUGACAGAUUAUCUUUUGAUAUGAUUUUGAUGAGUCCUCCCUGUCAGCCAUUUACAAGAAUUGGCCUGCAAGGUGAUGUAGCCGAUCCACGGACAAAGAGCUUUCUCUAUAUCCUUGAUAUUCUCCCAAGGCUUCAGAAGCUUCCAAAAUACCUACUCUUAGAAAAUGUUAAAGGAUUUGAAUCCUCUUCUGCAAGAAAUGAACUUUUGCAAACACUAACAACAUGUGGAUUUAAAUAUCAGGAAUUUCUCUUAUCUCCAACUUGUCUUGGCAUUCCCAAUUCUAGGCUGCGGUAUUUUCUAAUUGCGAAGCUUCACCACGAACCGUUUUCCUUUCAGUCUCCUGGCCAAAUAUUGACAAGAUUCCCAGAUCAGGAUCCAGAAGAUUUACUCAAGGAAAAAGUUGCCGACAAAGUGGGUGAAACCAGUUUUUCUUUGUCCUCUGAGGAGAAGAAUCUGGAUCCAAAUAUUGGUCCAGAUUGCAGCAGCAAGAAGAAUUUACCAAAAGGGGCCUUUCUAUUUAAGCUUGAAACAGUAGAAGAAAUGGAAAGGAAAUGUGAUCAGGAUAAUGAUUCCUCUAUUCAAAUGCUAAAAGACUUCUUGGAAGAGGAAAAUGAAGAAAUGAGUCAGUAUUUCUUACCACCAAAGUCCUUAUUGCGCUAUGCUUUCUUGUUAGACAUUGUUAAACCCACCUGCCGGAGAUCCACAUGCUUUACAAAAGGGUAUGGACAUUAUGUAGAAGGGACAGGCUCAGUUCUGCAGACAGCAGUAGAUGUAGAGCUUGAAUCAGUGUUUAAGCAUAUUGACAACUUACCAGAAGAAGAGAAGCUUAUGAAAUUGUCAACACUAAAACUGAGGUACUUUACCCCAAGAGAAAUAGCAAAUCUUCAUGGAUUCCCUUUGGAAUUUGGUUUUCCUGAAAAGGUAACAGUAAAGCAAUGCUAUCGUCUUCUGGGAAACAGCCUCAACGUACACGUGGUGGCAAAAUUGAUCUCCAUUCUACUUGAAUAAUUUAGAACUUGAAUCUGAUGCAUAUGGACUGGUGGCAGAAAAUACUUCUAUCUUUCAGGAGAAAGCUGAUGGAAGCUGGGCAAAAACCAGAGCUUACCAAGAUAUUUGUCUAGACAUUUUGCUGAACAGUUUUGAUAUAUUUUUAAUAACUUGUAUUCAUGAUGGAUUUGAACUCUAUAGGUGUUUUAUUUAAAUGGAAGUUUACAUGACUUAUUUGCAUUAUUUAAAUAAUAUUUUUUAGUUUGCAAAAUGAAAAAGAGCAGUAUAUGCAAAUAUUUGAAUGAAAAAAGAUAAGACUAUUUUAUUUCAUUUUAUCUUAAAACCAUUUUCUCAGUACUGUGUGCAACUGUUUCAAAGCUGUUUUAAUUAGGUACAGAGAUCAAGUUCUACAUGAAAAAUGUCUUCAUCUUUAAAUGUAAAUUAUCUCUUCUGAAAAGAUUUACUCUAUAUAUAAUCUGAAAUUUUGAUGUGAUUUUUGUAGCUCAUGAAACUAUUAAAUUCAGUAUUUUGUAUAAAAUUUUUAAGAUACAGUGUUGUCCUUUAUGGUUGUCUCAUCUUCUUUAAAUACUUGUAAGAUUCUGGAACCCAACUGUAUCUGUCUGGAAUGAUUUGUUUAGGUGCAGCUGAAUAAAAAUAUUUCAAGAUUA